CUUAAAUAUAGAUUAAAAAAUAUAUUUACUUUUAUUAUAAUAGGUUGUAUUAAUAAAUACAAAUGAUUUUGAUGCUUAUUAUUACAUUGGCUCUCUUUAAAACGGGGCAUAGUUUACCUCACCACCACAUCUUCAAAGAUUUAGAUCCUCUCCUAGUUUAUGAUAAUGAAGUAGCAGGAAAUUCUAACAAUUUGACUAUAAAAGCAGACAAAGGUGUCAAAGUAGAAGAAUACGCUAUUUUCAAACCCGGUAAAAACCCAGACCAGGGAGUACUGGAAGUGAAUGGCACCUAUGAAUAUUUAGAUGAGGAAGGGAACGAAGUACAAUAUUUUUAUGAAUACAACAAGAACAUACAAAAUGGUCCAAACUUUUUUACCCCAUCUCCUCCCAUACCACCAGCUUUUAAGACACUUUACGAAUUGUUAAAAAUUCCAGAAGAAAAUCAACAGAAGGUUGUAAGUGGAUUUUCUAAAUAAACAUUUUAUUUG
Phyllotreta striolata is the source of this 488-nucleotide messenger RNA. Lineage: Eukaryota; Metazoa; Arthropoda; Insecta; Coleoptera; Chrysomelidae. The record is from the annotation of a GenBank genome assembly.